This is a messenger RNA of Folsomia candida, 753 nucleotides long. RefSeq names its product caspase. Bases 1 to 753 code for a protein of 250 amino acids. Gene Ontology annotation, biological process: proteolysis. The record is from RefSeq and is a predicted model, not a curated record. The transcript has 3 exons. Gene Ontology annotation, molecular function: cysteine-type endopeptidase activity. Lineage: Eukaryota; Metazoa; Arthropoda; Collembola; Entomobryomorpha; Isotomidae.
AUGAACUACCCACACAAAACGGAAGAAGAAGACCGGAUUAGAUGCGGCUCAGAAGUUGAUGUCGAAUUGCUUACCGAACUAUUCAAGAAGUUGGAAUAUGAAAUUUAUACCAACUGCUGCAUCACGGAUAUUCAGGAUAACAAAACGCUGGAGAAGCACAUAAGUGGCUAUAAAAAAAAUUUGGUCUCUUCAAAGGCUCACUCUGCUAUUAUAAUUUUCAUGGGCCACGGUCACAAUCACGAGAUAGAGUUAACCGGCAAAAAUCCAUCGAGUGGAGGAUCAAACUAUGCCAACAUUUACCACGACAUUGUUCAACCAUUUUCCAACAAAUCAUUUCCCAAAUUCGAAAAGAAACCGAAAGUGUUCAUUUUUGAAUCUUGCCAAAAUUUUGCCAUUUCGGAUUAUUCGGCGUGCCUAAAGAUGCAGAAUGACAUUCCAUCCGACAUCCUAAUCUGCUUGCCAGCUCUGCCCGGAUUUUCGGCUUAUCGAAACAAAACUCAAGGAUCGCUGUUCAUGCAUUACCUUGUAAAGAUUAUGAUGAACCAUGCUCACAAUAUGCAUAUGGUUGAGUUGAUGGGCAAGAUUCAAAAACAUAUAGCAGACGAGAUAUUGAAAUCAAAGUCGCAAGCGGUUUCAAUCUCACAUUGGGCGUCUUUUCUAUUUUCCAAAUUUUAUUUGCUACCACAGAAAAAUAAUGAUCUCCCAAAAUUGGUUGGACAAGACGAAGGAAUUGAAGAUAUGGACGAAACAUAA